AUGUGGCAGAUCGAUGUUUCGGUGGAUGUGGAGUAUGUGCCGGAGAAGGUAGUUGUGGAUGAUACGCUGCUUGACGAGUUUAAAAGUGUGUUUGAGAAGUUCAGUUUUAGGGAUUCGGCUGCUGGCGAGAACGAUGAGAAGAAGGAUGAAUUAGCUGCGAAUGCUGAGGCUAAGAAAAAGGACUCUGAUUCUGAGGAUGAGCCGGAUACUUUACUGAAGGAGAAAGGGAUCUCGAAUAAGAAGAAAAAGCUUCAAAAGAGAAUGAAAAUUGCUGACCUGAAGCAGAUAUGCACUAGGCCUGACGUGGUUGAGGUAUGGGAUGCAACAGCAGCUGAUCCAAAGUUGCUUGUAUUUCUGAAGUCAUAUCGGAACACUGUACCUGUACCACGACAUUGGUGUCAAAAACGAAAAUUUCUACAGGGCAAGCGUGGUAUUGAGAAACAACCAUUUCAACUUCCUGACUUCAUUGCUGCAACUGGAAUCGAAAAAAUAAGACAGGCAUACAUUGAGAAAGAGGAUAGCAAGAAAUUGAAGCAAAAGCAACGUGAACGCAUGCAACCGAAGAUGGGAAAGAUGGACAUUGAUUAUCAGGUUCUUCAUGACGCCUUCUUCAAAUACCAAACUAAACCGAAACUGACAGCACAUGGUGAUCUCUAUCAUGAAGGAAAGGAAUUUGAGGUUAAACUAAGGGAAAUGAAACCAGGAAUGUUGUCUCAUGAACUUAAGGAAGCUCUUGGUAUGCCUGAGGGUGCUCCACCACCGUGGCUUAUUAAUAUGCAGAGAUAUGGUCCCCCACCAUCGUAUCCCCAAUUGAAAAUUCCAGGAUUAAACGCCCCCAUUCCUCCUGGAGCCAGUUUUGGUUAUCAUCCCGGUGGUUGGGGUAAACCUCCUGUAGAUGAGUUUGGACGCCCAUUAUAUGGGGAUGUUUUUGGGGUUCAACAACAAGAUCAACCUAAUUAUGAGGAAGAACCUGUUGAUCGCUCUAAACACUGGGGAGAUUUGGAAGAGGAAGAGGAGGAAGAGGAGGAACUGGAAGAAGAGAUUGAAGAAGAGGAGAUGGAAGAUGGCAUUCAAUCAGUUGAUAGCCUUUCAAGCACUCCUACUGGUGUGGAAACUCCUGAUGUGAUUGACCUCCGCAAGCAACAAAGGAAAGAACCAGAGAAGGAAAAACCUUUGUACCAAGUUCUGGAAGAAAAAGAAGAAAGGAUUGCUCCUGGGACUUUGCUUGGAACAAGUCACACAUAUGUGCUUGGAACUCAAGAAAAAGCAGCUGCUAAAAGGGUUGAUCUUCUUCGUGGACAGAAAUCAGACAAAGUUGAUGUCACCAUACAACCAGAGGAGCUGGAAGUCAUGGAUGACGUUUUGGCUGCCAAGUAUGAGGAAGCCCGUGAAGAGGAGAAACUGAGGAACCAGAAGGAAGACUUCAGCGACAUGGUUGCCGAGGCUGAGAAAAAGAGGAAGCGAAAAAUGCAGGAAAAGGAAGGGAAGUCUAAGAAGAGGGAUUUCAAAUUCUAAAUCAUACUUUUGUACACAACCUCUUGAAGCCAUUGGGUUUUUUUAAGAAAUUAUAAGACUUAGGCUUUGACAAAGCAGGUUAGCAGCUGUUUGACAAAGUCUCUGCUGUAAUACUCUUUAUCUGUAUUCAGUAUUCUGCUCUUAUUUGGGAGAAUCCGUCUUAUAGCUGCUAUAGCACAGAUCCAGAUUUAAUCCAGACAUUACUGUUUUUGAUAUGGAAUUCGGAUCUUGAAUUCCUAUGUAGAAAUUGCUUUUUUCGGGUUUAAU
Phalaenopsis equestris is the source of this 1782-nucleotide messenger RNA. Its product is annotated as splicing factor 3B subunit 2. The transcript is spliced from 17 exons. The record is from RefSeq and is a predicted model, not a curated record. Gene Ontology annotation, cellular component: U12-type spliceosomal complex; U2-type spliceosomal complex; U2 snRNP. The coding region runs from base 1 to 1515 and encodes 504 amino acids. Gene Ontology annotation, biological process: mRNA splicing, via spliceosome. Lineage: Eukaryota; Viridiplantae; Streptophyta; Magnoliopsida; Asparagales; Orchidaceae.